Molecule: messenger RNA, 780 nt
Organism: Lotus japonicus
Lineage: Eukaryota; Viridiplantae; Streptophyta; Magnoliopsida; Fabales; Fabaceae
Product: F-box protein At2g35280-like
Exons: 1
Coding region: 1-780 (259 amino acids)
Source: RefSeq, a predicted model, not a curated record
AUGGUGCAUCCAAGAUUAGUGAAGAGGGCAAGAAGCAAGAGAAGGCGCACUCAUAAAUUAUCCUACUCCACCUCUUCCACAAAACAGCUUCCAAGUACCAACCCUGCCGCUGCCAUUAAUUUGCUUCCAAGAGACUUGUUAGUAGAAGUGAUUGCAAAAGUGGCUUCAGACUCCUUCAUUGACCUUCACACCAUCAAAACAUGUUGCAAAGAUUUUCUAGACGCUAAAAAUGAUAGUUAUGUUUGGCAAAGAGUUUCUUUGGACAAGUUCCCUUUAAUCCACUGGUCUAAUGACAAAGCUUCAUGGUUCUUGAGUCGUUGUAGGGAUUAUGGGAACAUCGAAAGCUUGUUUAGAGAAGGUCUGCGAGAGUAUUUUAAUUAUCCACAUGGAAAGAUGAAUAGUCUUGAAAUCUUGAAGAUGGCGGCUCAAAAGGGUCACAAAGAAGCCAAAUAUGUUUACGGUAUGAUUUUACUAUGCUCCAAAAAUGAUGAGUUGAGAAAACAAGGACUCGAGAACAUGCGUUUUCUGAGAAAGUCCAAGUGUGUCGUAAGCUGCAGGAAUAAAGUUAAGCGAUUGUUGGACUCCAUGUGGAAAAAAAAUUCACCACUUGAGCGCAAUCACAUCCCUCAAUGCCAGUUCAAGAGCACAUGCAAAGGCUGGAGAGUGAAAACGGGUGGAUGGGUAUUACUGAAUGAUGAGGAUGAUGAUAUUAGCUUGUGUGAGUAUUGUAGAUGGGACCAUGAGUUGAAGUCUUUUUAUCCAUUGUUCAAUGUUCAUUAG